GGUCUGAAAGCACUCUGCUCUCUUUCGGAUUAACUAUCUGACUAAGCUUCCCAUUGCUCUCCCUCUGCUGAAUAUCUUCAUCAAUUUCAUCAUGACUUUUGAGGAAGUUCUGAUCCAGAAACCCGCCGAGCGUGCCCAGUGCACCGGCAAAGCCCUGGAGGAGGUCCUGGUGUCCGCUCAGGACAACGACGCGCUCACCGUCGGUGUCUACGAGUGCGCAAAAGUGAUGAAUCUCGACCCAGACAGUGUGUCUUUCUGCGUCCUGGCCAUGGACGAGGACUUCCAGUGUGACAUCGCCCUGCAGAUCCACUUCACCCUCAUCCAGUCCUUCUGCUUCGACAACGACAUCAGCAUCGUCAGAGUGAGCGACGUGCAGCGUAUGGCUGAGAUUGUCGGUGACAAGGCGCAGCUGGAAGACGCUCACUGUGUCCUCAUCACGAACCCAGCCGAAGGGUCUUGGGAGGACCCCGCUCUGGAGAAGCUGCACCUGUUCUGCGAGGAGAGCCGCAGUGUGAACGACUGGGUUCCUGAGAUCCUCCUCCCCGAGCGCUGAUCGGGGGCCUCAGGCUCCUCUCUCGCUCAGAGGCUGUGAAGCUUCUUAUCUGGGAAUAUUCAUCCUAAUGAACAGGAUGACCCUGUUUCUGCUCAUCCCUGGAUCCUCCUGAGGAGGGUUUACCGUCCAGGCAGCACGGCGCCGGGCCCGAGGAGGCCCCGCCCCCCGUGACCCGUCGCCUCUUGUCCCGUCCAUGCCAAGAUGGCUCUCAUUCUUUAUGUGAAUGAGGUCAGGUAUGCAGCAAGAGCGACACGUCGACCCUCAUUCUUUGUGCGGAUGAGGUUUGGAGAGGAAGGAGAUGCGAGUUGUGCGUCCUGUGGCCCCACAGAGCGACCGUCGCACGUUGAAGCACGCGCAGCAGGAGAAGAAGCGGUGCUGAGGAAGAGGCCUUCUUAAAAAGAGACUUUUUUAACGAUGUCCUCUUUGCUGAGCAACAUGACAACAGUUGCAAUCAGCGAAAAUGUUUCCCACUUUCCAGAAUUGUCUUAAUUCUCUAAAGGUUUCACUUUAGAAAUUUCAAAAUGACAAAUGAUAUUAUAAAAAAGAAAAAAAAUGAGAACAAGUUUAUUCUCUAAAGGUUUCACUUUAGAGGCUUCAGAGAAACUAAAGGUUUCACAAAUUACUAUUCUAAAAAUAAUUCUCUAGUUCUCUAGAAUUCUAAAGUUUUCACUUUAUAAAAUAGAGUAAUAAAGUGAAUGUAAUGAUGAGAGGAUGUUAACACAAACAUUCACUUGAAAUGUAAACAAAAUGAAAAAAUGACCCAUUGUAACUAUGUUUGAAAAAAGUAACUUAUGUCUUUAUGGCAGUUUUAUUGUAGAAAUUGUUUGAAAUCGUCAAUGAAAAUGCUUAAUAAAAAAACACAAAGUCAAUUUUCA
Pungitius pungitius (ninespine stickleback) is the source of this 1428-nucleotide messenger RNA. It is a transcript of the gene gadd45gb.1, whose product is annotated as growth arrest and DNA-damage-inducible, gamma b, tandem duplicate 1. The record is from RefSeq and is a predicted model, not a curated record. The coding region runs from base 92 to 553 and encodes 153 amino acids. Gene Ontology annotation, biological process: regulation of cell cycle. Gene Ontology annotation, cellular component: cytoplasm; nucleus. The transcript is spliced from 3 exons. Lineage: Eukaryota; Metazoa; Chordata; Actinopteri; Perciformes; Gasterosteidae.